GAUAGUAUCGAAAAUGUUACAAGAUACAAGUAUAUAAGGAUAGUAUUGAAAAAGGGUUCUGUAUUUCGUGUAUGGAGUGAGGAAGCCGGUUCAGAAUUGUAUUUGGUUGGGUAUGGUUUUGAUUGCUUGGCAUUAUCUUUGUCUCAAGAUUACCCAUUGAAGAUUCUUUGGAAGAAGGCUUUUAUUCGUUUGGUUCUUGUGGGGGGCAUCUUGUGGAUGCUGCUCAUUCUCAUUGUACUAUUGUUUCAUGUUUGGUCUUGCCAAUCUUCCCUAGCUUUCUUUUCAGCUAUUUGUAACAGAGACAGCAAGGUAUUUGUAAUGUUAGACACAAUGGGACUUGUACCAAAACCAACACACCGUUGUCCUAUUCCCGUCGUGGAUGACCCGGACAAAAUAAUUAUGCCGAAGAGAAGAACUCCUGACAAAGUUGUUCAACAUUUAUCAUAUAUUUUGGAGGAUGAGGUAGAAAAUAAUGGAUCUCAGUCACCUCCACUAUUUGGAGGGCAUCAAAGCUGGUUGCAAAGAGAGGAGAGUUUUAAACUAAAAUCAAUCAUGAAGGUGCACUGUGGUUUCAUUCAAGGUGGCGUUGCAGAGAUGGCUCCAAAGGACAUCAAAUAUGUGGAGAAGUGUAGGUUUGUGGUUGCAUCUGGCAUUUUUGAUGGAUAUGAUGUGCCUCAUCAGCCUUCCAAUGUCAGCUCACGAUCUCAACAGCUCUUCUGUUUUCUUAUGGUGGUGGAUGAAAUAUCCAUUGAUUUCAUCAAGAAGAAUGUUACUGUCAGAGAGGACAAUGAUGGGGGACAAUGGGUUGGUAUUUGGCGUAUUAUUCUGCUGAAACAUCAACCUUAUGAUGAACCCAGGAGGAAUGGAAAAGUUCCCAAAAUAUUAACCCACAGAUUAUUUCCUCAAGCACAGUACAGCAUAUGGAUUGAUGGUAAAAUGGAGCUAAUAGUCGAUCCAUUGCUUAUGCUAGAAAGAUACUUGUGGCGCGGAAAGCACACAUUUGCCAUUGCUCAGCGCAAGCACCAUCACAGUAUAUAUGAGGAGGCUGAUGCAAACAAACGGAGGAAGCGAUAUGCUCGACCUCUGAUUGAUCUUCACAUGAAAAUAUACCUUUAUGAAGGGAUGAAGCCAUGGAGUCCAAAGAAAAAAACCGUCAGUGAUGUGCCAGAGGGAGCCAUAAUUAUACGUGAACAUACAGCGCUGAAUGAUUUAUUUAGCUGCUUGUGGUUCAACGAGGUCAACCUCUUUACACCGAGAGAUCAGUUAAGCUUUGGCUACGUCGUUUACAGGUUAGGGCACCCGUUCAAAUUCUUUAUGUUUCCAAACUGCGAGUACAACUCGAUCUUUGUGUUGCACCCUCACACUCGCGAGCAUUCUUCCAAAAUCGAAUGGGUGAAAUCCUUGGAUGAGUUUAAGGGAAAGAAUAGUGGUUUGAAAGAGAGUAGGGGAGGGUUAGGGUUGUGGACUCCUUAUCCUGGGAACCUUGAUUCAGUUGUACUGCCACAUGUAACAAGAACAUCAAAAGCAGGAUGAGUUAAUUUUGUUUUUUCUUUCAAUUUUUUUUAUUUUUAUUUUUCAUUCUUAGUUACAAACUUUAUUAAAAAAUAAAAAUAAAAAAUCCUGGUUUAUUUGGAAGAUUAAUUAGGCCCUAUAAGGAUCUUUGUAUAAUAUUUUGAAGGAAAAGUUUGGGUCAAUGUUUCUUUUUCAAGUUGCAAUUUCAUGUUCCAAAAUUGUUGUUUACUGCAUCAUGUUUAAAUGGCAAUGAGAGAGUUCACUUC
Camellia sinensis is the source of this 1778-nucleotide messenger RNA. RefSeq names its product putative hexosyltransferase MUCI70. NCBI's taxonomy places the organism in Eukaryota, Viridiplantae, Streptophyta, Magnoliopsida, Ericales, Theaceae. The record is from RefSeq and is a predicted model, not a curated record.